AUGAAGUCUUGGAAAGCGAUUGUGUUCCUGUUAGUUGCUACAGGACAGGUAUUCGCUGACCUGCCUGCGUUCCCUGAAAAUGUUCGUCAAGCCGGUGCCCGUAUCGUGUCCGGCUGGGAGGCACGGGAAGGCCAGAUCCCGUGGCAGCUGUCCCUGCGGAUGGUGAACCCCACCGGCACCGUGAGCGCCUGCGGGGGCUCCAUCAUACACCCCGAGUGGGGCCUCACCGCUGCGCAUUGCACCGCUAACCGCGUAACCAUGGUGAUAAGAGCUGGAGCAGUCAGUCUCUGGCGUCCUGAACUCAUCUUCGAGACCUACGAGUACUACAACCACCCCCUAUACAUUGAGGCCCUGCAAGGCACCGUGCAACCACAUGACAUAGCCAUAUUGAAGUUCCAACGUAGUAUCCCCUUCUCUGAUCGUGUACAACCCAUCCGAGUGCAGCGCUCAGCGGAGAAAGACCGGAACUAUGACGGAGUCAGACUUGCAGCAUCCGGCUGGGGCCGCACGUGGACUGACGGAGCUUCUCCAGAGAACCUGCAGUGGGUCUACCUGCGAGGAGACACAAACGAGCGUUGUCGGGACGCCUAUGUCGGCUUCGACAUAGUAGUGGAUUCCACGAUCUGCGCCAGUGGUUACAACCUCACCAGCCAAUCUACUUGCUCGGGUGAUAGCGGAGGUCCUCUCGUGGAGUUGGAAGAAGACGGCAAAUACACGCUGGUCGGAGUCACCUCCUUCGUGUCCAUUGAAGGUUGCCAUGUCGACGCUCCUGCUGGAUUCAUCCGUCCCGGCCAUUACCACGAUUGGGUCACUCAGGUAACCGGUAUCAACUUCGACAACUGGGAGCUGGAACCACCAAAAAGCUCCAGCGAGUCCGAAUCCAGCGAGUCAAGCUCCAGCGAGUCAAAAUCCAGCGAAUCCAAAUCUAGCGAGUCGAAAUCCAGUGAGUCAAAAUCCAAUGAAUCUAGCGAGUCUAGUCAAGAAAAAUCAGAAUCGAAGGACUCUUCUGAAUCUAAGGAAAGUAAGGAAACCUCUGAGAGCGAGUCUAAGGCGGCGUCCGAGUCAGAAUCUAAUUCUAAGGAAUCAUCCGAGAGCAAAUCUAAGGAAACCUCCGAGUCUGACUCCAAGGAAACAGCUGAAGCUGAAUCCCAGGAGACCACAGAAACCGAAUCAAAAGAGACCACUGAAGCUGAAUCUAAUGAAACCCCUGAGGUCGAAUCAAUUGAAACUCCUGAGGCCGAAUCGAAUGAAACCUCUGAGGCCGAAUCUAACGAAACUCCUGAAGUUGAAUCUAAUGAAAGCCCUGAGGCCGUAUCCCAAGAAACCAAUGAGACCGAAUCAAAUGAAACGCCUGAAGCCGAGUCCAAGGAGACCGCUGAGGCUGAAUCGAAUGAAACCCCUGAGGCCGAAUCUAAUGAAACCCCUGAGGCCGAAUCUAAUGAACGGCCUGAGGCUGAAUCUAAUGAAACCCCUGAGGCCGAAUCUAAUGAACGGCCUGAGGCUGAAUCUAAUGAAACCCCUGAGGCCGAAUCUAAUGAACGGCCUGAGGCUGAAUCUAAUGAAAGCCCUGAGGCUGAAUCGAAUGAAACUCCUGAGGCCGAAUCUAAUGAAACAUCUGAGGCCGAAUCGAAUGAAACUCCUGAGGCCGAAUCUAAUGAAACCCCUGAGGCUGAAUCGAAUGAAACUCCUGAGGCCGCAUCUAAUGAAACCACUGAGGCCGAAUCGAAUGAAACUCCUGACGCCGAAUCUAAUGAAAUCCCUGAAGCCGAAUCUAAUGAAAACCCUGAGGUCGAAUCGAAUGAAACUCCUGAGGCCGAAUCAAAUGAAAGCCCUGAGGUCGAAUCGAAUGAAAGUCCUGAGGCUGAAUCUAACGAAACCCCUGAGGCCGUAUCCCAAGAAACCACUGAGGCCGAAUCUAAGGAGUCCACUGAGGCUGAAUCUAUUGAAACCCCUGAGGCCGAAUCAGAGGAAACAACCGAAGAGACUAGCGAGGAAGUCCAGUCUCGUCUUUUCUGGUCGGUCUUCCGCGGUGCUUUCGCAGGAUUUUAA
Molecule: messenger RNA, 2049 nt
Organism: Cydia fagiglandana
Lineage: Eukaryota; Metazoa; Arthropoda; Insecta; Lepidoptera; Tortricidae
Product: retinitis pigmentosa 1-like 1 protein
Exons: 8
Coding region: 1-2049 (682 amino acids)
Biological process (GO): proteolysis
Molecular function (GO): serine-type endopeptidase activity
Source: RefSeq, a predicted model, not a curated record